CAGGAACUUGACUCGAGGAUAAUCAGAGAAUUGACUCAACGUUACAUUUUAGGAAGUGGUAUUAGAAGUGACAGAAACGCGUCAAACCAAAGGGAGCUGAAAAUCACAGCUGAACCACGGAAUAAAGAAGUAAUCGGAUUUAAAAACAUCAUGCAUCUGCAAAUUCGGCUUCCGCUGUCUUUGAUGCGUCGUGUGUUUUUCCAGAAAAACACGCAGCCAAACUGACACGUGCAUGCACACACAGAGCGCAUCUUUGUUGUGUUUUCCUGAAUGCCGUGCAUCGGGGUGAGGAUGAGGGAGAACAAGCCACACUCUCCAAAAGCUGAUGACUGACACAUAAAGUUCAGGAGGAAACUUAUUCUCUUUCUGUUCUCCUUCUUCAGCUGAAAUGGAUCAGCCUCUUCUGGACCGACUGUCUGCUUGGGGCUGCUGCUCCUGCAGCACCUUGAAGGCCUGGCUGCCGAUCCUCACCUGGCUGCCAAAGUACAAGCUGGUGUGGCUUCAGAUGGAUCUGCUCGCAGGCCUCACUGUCGGCCUGACAACCGUACCGCAGGCACUGGCUUACGCUGAAGUAGCCGGCCUCCCCGUGCAGUACGGACUCUACUCUGCCUUCAUGGGAGGCUUCAUCUACACCAUCCUGGGGACGUCUAAGGAUGUGACACUGGGUCCCACGGCCAUCAUGUCCUUGUUGUGUUUCUCGGUGGUGGGGGGGCAGCCACAUCGAGCCGUGCUGCUCAGCCUGCUCUGCGGACUCAUCCAGUCGGGAAUGGGAUUACUGAGAUUAGGUUUCUUGCUGGACUUCAUCUCCUUCCCUGUUAUAAAAGGUUUCACUUGUGCUGCUGCGGUAACCAUUGGCUUCGGCCAGGUCAAGAACAUUCUGGGCCUCCAGGGUGUUCCUCAUGAGUUCUUUCUGGAGGUUUACUACACAUUCUACAAGAUCCCAGAGGCCAGAACAGGGGACGUGGUGCUGGGCCUGCUUUGUCUCGCCGUGCUGGUCAUGUUGUUCUUCAUGAAGGAGAGCCUGGGCUCGGAGGAAGCUCCUACCUGCUCCACAGUUGCCAGGAAACUAGUGUGGACCGUUGCCACCAUGCGCAACGCGCUUGUGGUCGUGGCUGCAUCCUUGGUGGCGUUUUCCUGGAAUGCUUACGGCCAUCCCGUGUUUACGGUCACUGGGGAGACUUCCCGGGGGCUCCCUCCGUUCAGACCUCCACCCACCUCAGACACCACAGCCAACGGCACGUUCGUCUCCUUUGGAGAGAUAGUAGAGGACUUUGGGGGAGCGCUCGCUGUGAUUCCCUUCAUGGGUCUGUUGGAAAGCAUUGCUAUUGCUAAGGCUUUUGCCAGUCAGAACGACUACAGAAUUGAUGCCAACCAAGAGCUGCUGGCAAUUGGUGUGACCAACAUCAUGGGCUCCUUUGUGUCGGCCUACCCUGUGACCGGCAGCUUUGGAAGGACAGCAGUGAACUCCCAGACUGGGGUUUGCACUCCAGCUGGAGGGAUCGUCACCAGUGUGAUAGUGUUGCUCUCCCUGGCGUUCCUCAUGCCGGCCUUCUACUACAUCCCCAAAGCCUCUCUAGCUGCUGUUAUCAUUUGUGCCGUAGCUCCCAUGGUGGAUUAUCGGGUCGUCAGCAAGAUGUGGAACAUACGCAAGCUGGACCUGCUGCCGUUCGUUGUGACGUUCCUGAUGAGUUUCUGGCAGGUGCAGUACGGCAUUGUGGGAGGUGUGGCUGUAUCUGGAGCACUGCUGCUCUACAACAUGGCAAGACCACCAAUAACGGUGUCUGAUCACGGUGUGCUGGUGAUGGAGUUAGGCAGUGGACUGAGUUUUCCUGCCACAGAGUAUCUCAGCCACAUCAUACACACUCAGGCUCUGCAGGCGUGUCCUCCGAGGUCAGUGGUGCUGGACUGCCAUCAUGUCAGCAUCAUAGAUUACACCGUGAUCAAUGAGCUCAGGGACCUGCUGAGACAGUUCCGACUGCGAGAAGUGCAGCUGGUCUUUUGCAGAUUGCAGCUCUCUGUUCUGAAGGUUCUCCUUGCAGCCGAUCUGCAGGGCUUCAGCUAUAAAGAUAGCGUGGAGGCGGCGCUGCAGAUGGAGUCGGAGCGAUUGAACACUGAUCAGUGACGUUUCUAAUCCUAGAUUGUUGAGCUGUUAUCCAGUUUAAAAGAAAUGAACUACCUCCAGGAACUGGCUUCACUGGCUGUUACAGCUCAACAGGACUUGAAUCUUCUCCAAGACGACGUUACCAUCGCAAUAGUAGACAAGAAGUCUGAAACUGUGUUUUGGAGUGUUUCAUAUUCUUUUGAGGGACAUAAUUAUUUUUGAUGGAAUGAGGAUGCAAUAAGAGAAAUACUAUUUACACAUUUUUUGAAGGGGAUCUUCUAUGGACCAAAUCUGAAUUUACACAAAAGGAAUAGUGAUGACAUGUGAUUCAAUAAUGGACCAGAGCAAAGACAAUGCUUGUGCCACUAUCAUUAUUUAUCUGUCUAUCUUGAUGGACAUUGCGAUGGCUUUCUCUUUGUUAAAAAAUUCUCACUCUACACCGGAGUAAAAUCAUCAAAACAGGAUAUUAAAUGUUGGCACACACAAGGCAUGCGCCAAGCCUACUCAAAGGUUUUCAUCUUUGCAUCAGAAAUACAUAGUAUUUUAUUAUAGAUAGAUAAACAGGGAAACUAAACUAAGCUAAAACAGGGUGGGGGUUGUGGGCAAAACCCAAGUGCUGGUAGUCGACCUUGGAUCUAGACGAUCAUCUUUGGCACCACAGGAUUAUAAACAUUGACGCACAAACAUAUUGAUUAUCAGAUGACCCAGAACACCAUUUGCCUCUAUGUUCAAGAGCACAAACUUUCUGUCGUACUAAGGUGAAACAUUAUUGCAGUUUUCCAAAACUUUUUUUCAUGUUUGUAAUUGAUUGCAAUUUCUGAUUGUGCUACAUUUCUUUGUUUUCAAAGUAAAACAUUUACAUUUA
Molecule: messenger RNA, 2966 nt
Organism: Pungitius pungitius (ninespine stickleback)
Lineage: Eukaryota; Metazoa; Chordata; Actinopteri; Perciformes; Gasterosteidae
Product: sodium-independent sulfate anion transporter-like
Exons: 15
Coding region: 389-2122 (577 amino acids)
Biological process (GO): transmembrane transport
Cellular component (GO): plasma membrane
Molecular function (GO): secondary active sulfate transmembrane transporter activity
Source: RefSeq, a predicted model, not a curated record